This is a messenger RNA of Musa acuminata subsp. malaccensis (wild Malaysian banana), 2343 nucleotides long. RefSeq lists its product as uncharacterized. The record is from RefSeq and is a predicted model, not a curated record. Gene Ontology annotation, molecular function: cysteine-type deubiquitinase activity; zinc ion binding. NCBI's taxonomy places the organism in Eukaryota, Viridiplantae, Streptophyta, Magnoliopsida, Zingiberales, Musaceae. Gene Ontology annotation, biological process: spliceosomal complex assembly; mRNA processing; protein deubiquitination.
AUUGGAUCAAAAUCCGGAUCCGACCCGUGCCCGUUUCUUUACUAACUCUUCUUCCUCCCGUCACGUCGGUUCGAUCUUAGUUCUCGAGCUUUCCCGAAUCGUCUCGGUCCGGUACCGACGUUAGGGUUUGGAGAUCGAUUCGACGCCCAUGGAUCCGCCAGGGAAGCGGAGACUCACAGAGGAAGACGACGACUUGGAGGCGGAGGCGAUCAAGAGGCAGCGGAUAUCUGAUGGGGAAGAGGACGAAGAGGGCGGAGGCGAGGAAGAGACCGACGCUGCUGCUCUCCCCGGCCUCGCUGUCUACAAGGACGACGAUGACGAGGAGGAGGAGGGGGCGGGCCGUAGAGAUCAGUUGAUGGGACAAGAGAACGGUCGUGGGGAAACUAUUGAAAAUGGCGGUGGUCAAGUUAGAGUGAGGGCUGGGGAUGAGGAAGUGAUGGAGGCGUUGCAUCAGAAGGAUGCUUCUCGCCCUCCAGCUCCGGUGAGGCAGCAGCGACAGGUGGAGCGCCGGAGGGACUGCCCAUAUCUUGAUACCGUGAACCGUCAGGUCUUGGAUUUUGAUUUUGAGAAGUUCUGUUCCAUCUCUCUCUCAAACUUAAAUGUUUAUGCGUGCUUGGUUUGUGGAAAGUACUACCAAGGAAGAGGUCUGAAUUCUCAUGCACAUACACAUAGCCUUGAAGCAGGUCACCAUGUAUAUAUUAAUCUUCAAACGGAGAAAGUUUAUUGCCUUCCUGAUGGAUAUGAGAUAGAUGAUCCAUCAUUAGAUGAUAUUCGGCAUGUUCUAAAUCCUAGGUUUUCAAGAGAACAAGUUCUGCACCUUGAUGAAAACAGGCAAUGGUCGAGAGCACUGGAUGGGUCCAACUAUCUACCUGGAAUGGUGGGUCUCAACAAUAUUAAGGAGACUGAUUUUGUAAAUGUCACAAUUCAGUCUUUAAUGAGAGUGACUCCUCUGAGGAACUUUUUCCUGAUCCCUGAAAAUUAUCAGCACAGUAAAUCUCCACUUGUUCAUCGGUUUGGAGAACUUACACGAAAAAUUUGGCAUGCAAGGAACUUUAAGGGACAGGUCAGCCCCCAUGAGUUUCUACAGGCUGUUAUGAAAGCUAGUAACAAGCGGUUCCAAAUUGGUGUUCAGUCAGAUCCUGUUGAAUUUAUAUCCUGGCUGUUAAACACAUUGCAUGCACAACUUAGACAUUCAAAGAAAAAGGAUCGAAGCAUAAUUUAUGACUGCUUUCAGGGUGAAUUGGAGGUUGUGAAAGAGAUCCAGAAGAAACAUCUUAUCGAGAAGAAUGAUAAUGAUGAUGAGGAGAACAAGGUAAUUGUUGCAGAGCGUGGGUCAUCAAAUGACAGUGUUGUGAGGGAAACAUCUAAAGUGCCAUUUCUAAUGCUUGGUCUUGACUUGCCACCACCUCCCCUUUUUAAGGAUGCAAUGGAGAAAAACAUUAUACCUCAGGUUCCCCUCUUCAACAUAUUGAAGAAGUUUGAUGGUGAGACCGUAACAGAGGUUGUGCGGCCUUGCAUAGCAAGGAUGAGAUAUCGUGUCACCAGACUGCCAAAGUAUCUUAUUCUUCACAUGCGUCGAUUUACAAAAAACAACUUCUUCAUAGAAAAGAACCCUACUCUUGUGAACUUUCCUGUGAAGAAUCUUGAAUUGAAGGAUUAUAUUCCAUUACCACCACCAAAGGUCAAGAAGAAGUUAAGGUCAAAAUACGAUCUUAUUGCAAAUAUAGUUCAUGAUGGCAAGCCAGGAGAAGGAUGUUACAGAGUUUUUGUGCAGCGUAAAUCGGAAGAACUCUGGUUUGAGAUGCAGGACCUCCAUGUCAACGAAACUCUUCCUCAAAUGGUUGCUCUAUCUGAGGCUUACAUGCAAAUAUAUGAGCAGCAAGAGUGACUACAGAGUCAAUUUUUUGUUUGGUCUUGAGAUAGGCUGGAAAGUUAGCACGAGAAGCUCCUAAACUCUCGCAUUAUGAAUGACAUGAUCGACUGGCCUAUCUGUUUAUUCAGCAGAAGCUUUGUACCCAUUUGUGGCUGGCACUCGGGCCAAGAAGAAUGUGCUGAUCAUGUUCUAGUGGACCUUUUUGCCUGGUUCAACUCAUGCUUCUGGCGGCUGAGAGCAAACUGCUGCAUGGUGAUAGCUGUUCUUAAGAGGAUGAUCGAUAUUUUAGAACUUUUUUGUGUUUAUUGUCCGCCAAAAUGGUAAAUGAAAACUAUAUUUCGAUGAUGCAGGCAAAAUUGUUUCAAAAGAGUAAUCAGCAGCCUCAUUAGAAUGGAAGCAAAAAGAAUUCAUAGUCUGUAAAAGUGGUGAAUGAGAGAGCCUUGCUAAAGCCCAGACGUUGUAUGUCUCAA